Messenger RNA from Trichechus manatus latirostris (Florida manatee), 1032 nucleotides. Its product is annotated as olfactory receptor 5D14. Gene Ontology annotation, molecular function: odorant binding; G protein-coupled receptor activity; olfactory receptor activity. The record is from RefSeq and is a predicted model, not a curated record. Gene Ontology annotation, biological process: sensory perception of smell; G protein-coupled receptor signaling pathway. Gene Ontology annotation, cellular component: membrane. Lineage: Eukaryota; Metazoa; Chordata; Mammalia; Sirenia; Trichechidae.
AUGAAUCAUAACGUAUUUGUCAUUCACCCACAUAAAUCUUGUCUUUUAACAGGAACAACUCUCUCGUUCCAGCCCUUUCCCUUCAAAGCAAGUGUAGUGAUGGCUGAAAGAAACCUGAGUGUGGAAAUGACCUUUGCCCUCUUAGGUUUCACAGAUUAUCCAGAACUUCAGAUUCCUCUCUUCCUUGUGUUUCUGAUCAUGUACAUUAUCACUGUGGUAGGGAAUCUUGGGAUGAUAGUAAUCAUCAAGAUUAACCCCAAAUUUCACACCCCUAUGUACUUUUUCCUUAGUCACCUUUCCUUUGUUGAUUUUUGUUACUCCUGUAUCGUUACUCCGAAGCUGCUUGAAAACUUGGUCAUGGCAGAUAAAAACAUCUUCUACUUUAGCUGCAUGCUCCAGUAUUUCCUGUCUUGCACUGCAGUGGUGACUGAGUUCUUCCUGCUGCCAGUGAUGGCCUAUGACUGCUUUGUGGCCAUCUGCAAUCUUCUGUUUUAUACAGUGGCCAUGUCACAAAGGCUCUGUACCCUGCUGGUGGCUGGCUCAUAUCUGUGGGGGAUGUUUGGUGCCUUGGUGCUCCUUUGCUAUGCUCUCCUUCUAGACUUUUCUGGUCACAAGGUAAUCAACCACUUUUGUGAGUACACUGCUUUCAUAGCUGUCUCUAGCUUUGAUAUACGCAUUCCUCACCUUUUGCUUUUUGGGUUUGUCACCUUCAAUGAGGUGAGUACACUACUAAUCAUCCUCACUUCAUAUGGUUUUAUUUUUGUAACUGUACUAAAAAUCUAAUCUGCCAGUGGACGCCACAAAGCCUUCACCUGUGCCUCCCACCUGACCGCCAUCACCAUCUUUCAGGGGACCAUCCUGUCCCUCUACUGUGUGCCUAAUUCCAAAAACUCUCAGCAAAUAGUCAAAGUGGCCUCUGUAUUCUACACAGUGGGCAACCCCAGGCUGAACCCCCUCAUCUACAGCCUGAGGAACAAAGAUGUAAAGGAUGCCUUCCAGAAAUUAAUAGACACAAAAUUCCUAUUUCAGUGA